Molecule: messenger RNA, 933 nt
Organism: Acaromyces ingoldii
Lineage: Eukaryota; Fungi; Basidiomycota; Exobasidiomycetes; Exobasidiales; Cryptobasidiaceae
Exons: 2
Coding region: 1-933 (310 amino acids)
Source: RefSeq, a predicted model, not a curated record
AUGAGAGUCAAACUGCCUUUUAUGGCAUUCUUGCAGAUCUUGCUAGGCUGGAUAGUGAAUCAUUCGUUCGCCCGCCUCGACAUUAGUAUUUCUCGUCAGGAUCACAACGCCAUACCUGAGCUUGACCGACGUGGGAUCGGUGGCUUCAGAGCUCGGCAAAAGAAUAAUGCUCUCCAGGUGCUCGAAUCGGAGGUACCGCUAACGAUGGUGGAUCAGCAGGGCAAACGAGCCAAAGCUGAGAUUCAUACAAAGACGAAUCCGUACGAGACAAUGAUCACGAAAAGGGCUGACUCCGACUUGGAACCCAAAUCCAGGGUGACGGCUCGGCGAGGCUCGUCCCAAGCCGGGGGACACGACCAUUUACCCAGUGAGGCUUCAAAAUCCACCAAGAAAGACAAGGGACUUUGCAUUCCAAAGUUGGAACAGCUCUCGCUGGACACUGCCGAGUCUUCGACUCAUCCGACCGCGGUGGAGCUACACUGGCCAAUAGUUGCUGCAGCACUCAAGGACGAAAGCACUUCACAUGUCAAUGGAGAAACCCAAAUUUUCCGGACGCUUCUGGAGAAGAUGUACGCACAAGGUCGCCUCAGGGUCAAGGCUGAAGGAAAGACGCGAGGCAAACGUCAACGUCGGACAAGCAACUUCGACACCGAGAUAAACGAUCACAUGUUGCAAAGACUGGUGGAGCAAUUCGAGGAGCAAUGUCGAUUUACAAAAGAGGAAAUCGCGAGGUCUGCAGUUCGAGGAGAUAUAGACGAGGACGACUUCUAUUUGCAAGCGAUUUGCGAUGACAAAGACGACCUCUGCGAAAGCCUGCAGCAUAUGAUGGCAUACUUGACCGUUCCGCUAGGAGUAAAGAAGGCGAAAGUGUCUGACGUCGAGCAAAUCAAGUCGGCGGAUGAGCUAUCCAACAUGUCAGGUAAAAAUACUUAG